AUGUUUUCCCAGCAGUAUCUUGCGACGCCUCUAAACACUUCGAUACAGAGUGCGACUGCAGCCGAAACUUUUCAGACCACUACUGCGUUGGCGGAAAUACUGGUUGAUUCGAUGUCAGUGGUCGACCUACUGGCGGCACACCAGAUAUGUGCGUAUCUGGGAGGUCGAAUCGCGAUGAAGUUGGCAGAAAAGGCUCAAGUAUUUGGAACAACGCAGUCACAAGCUGAUGAGAGACGAACCCCUUCUUCAGGCACUCAAACCAAACCUUCACAAAGAUCCCAAGCCACACAACUAACCAAGCUGAUCCGAACACCAUCGCCGCAGUGCAACACAAGAGAUAGUCCUUCCGUCCGUCGUUCAAGCAACUCGAAAGGUCAAGAUCCGAUGAAUCGUGAAACAACUGCGAACGACGAUGGAUCAGAGAUCUUUCAAGCACAAAUGACCCAUCCAAUGGAGGUGCGAUGUAAACAGGAGAGUCCAGAAAGGACCGAUGAAUACAACGCAACGUCAGAUAUUGCAAACGCCGGCGGAGAGAGAUCACCUAGCACAAAGUCGUUCCAAGUGGACACAUGGGCGGUGGAAUGCACACAAAACGGAGCAUUGGAUCUAACCAUGCCACGUGUAACAGCAGGGAAUUCAAGCACAAACGCGAGUUGCGGUGGCAUGAAUAUCUCCUCGUUGCGUCCAAAGUUACCGAGAAUCGAACCACGUCCGAGCAUCCAUGGAGUUCAGCACGAUGCCAGUGAACCACAUGUGGCUACACUUUUAGUAAAUGGAGAAAGUAACCGCAGACUUGGAAUCAGAAAGCACAGGCGAGUUCAUCUGUGGGAGUCGAACAGUCACCCAGCAACGGCGAGAACUAUUCCAGUGGCCGAAUUCCCCCUCAACAGUAGUAAACCUACCCAAUGCAAACAGAAAUGUUCCACAUGCCAAAUGGAAUUCAGUGAAGCAGUUGCCUUUGUAAGACACAUCCAACAAGUUCACAUUGGACUGAAUGUGGAUCAAAUAUCACACAGGGGAGCAAGCUUCAAUCGCAACUGGCCGGCACCCACAACAGUGAACCACGCAUAUGAUAGCACAUUUGACUUUCACGAGGAACCCCUGAACACAGCAGAACACGGAUGGCCAAUGAGCUGUACUGCCUCGACUUCCGCUUCGCCUUCGUCCUGUGGAAUUUCCCUGGGAUACUGA
This is a messenger RNA of Dicrocoelium dendriticum, 1191 nucleotides long. Lineage: Eukaryota; Metazoa; Platyhelminthes; Trematoda; Plagiorchiida; Dicrocoeliidae. The record is from the annotation of a GenBank genome assembly.